AUGCCCGCCACUCAGAACCCGCCCGCCAAUGCAGUGCCUCCCUGGGGACAUAUGUCUGCUGGAGAAGCUCCAUCCGCUGUCAUCCUGCCUUGGGAGGAUAGGUGGGCCGUUGUGCGGUCAAUAAUGGAUGCGUUGCGGUCUCACUGCUCGGCGCUGGCCCGUCCACAGCGCACCGCCGCCAGCGCGCCCAUCGCUAGACCGGACCGCGUUUCGGCUCUUUUCAAUACCUUGGAGGGGCGCUUGGAGGCGAUUGCCAUUGCUUCUCGGGUAGUAUUCGACGCCGUACACGCACAGCGGCCAGGCAUAGGCUCCUACGACGAUUGCAUCGAAUACAUUGCCGCACCUCGAGCGCUGGUUCUCGGGAAUCUUCCGGCGCGUUCAGAGCUUAUGGAUCGGUUCGAGUGGCGCAACGCGUUCGCCGCAUACGCUGUUCACGGGGUCGAGGGCGCAACUUGCGUCUUGAUGGCUCCUCGUACCGAGAACGACUACUUCUUCGACGAGUCUGGCUGCUGCGUCUACGUGCGAUCCAGUCCCGCGGUGGCGUGGGUGGAGUUUCUGUCGACGCUGUGCUUACGCGCAGAGGAGGACUUAGGCAACGGGUGGGAGCCGCCGAGCAUGGAGGAGGAGGAUCUGCCGGAGGGCUGGCAGUCGGUAGCGGAACAGGCAGAUGCGGAUAGUGAAGAGUCGUCGAGUGAGUCUGACAAGCUGUCGGAGGAAUCCGAGUAG
Peniophora sp. CBMAI 1063 is the source of this 726-nucleotide messenger RNA. Lineage: Eukaryota; Fungi; Basidiomycota; Agaricomycetes; Russulales; Peniophoraceae. The record is from the annotation of a GenBank genome assembly.